CAAACAGUCAGUUUCCUUUGCCAAGCUGCCGCUGCCGCUAAGCCAUGGGCCUUUGCCACUCUCAGUCAGGGAAUAGCACUACGAGCAACUCCAGGAGCAAGAGCGGACGACUGGUUGGGAGGGAGCUGUCAGCCUUUGAGCGGUUGAGUUGGAAGGCGACUCCAUAUGUAACUAUUGCUCAUUGGUUUCAGGUGGCUGGACCCACGACACCUGAAGAUCUUGCAGAAGCAUUGACCGACGUGCAUUGGCACUUUGCAGCCCUGCAGGCAAUUAUUGAACAGAAACGACUGUUUCUACGACCAGACCUGAAGCCAGAUAUUGAGAUUGAUCUUGAUGCUGAUAUCUCGCCACAUAGUUUGGCACUCUUGGGGGCGGAAUCAGCUUCAGCUGGAAUUGGGCCUACCUGGAGAGCUUGUGAAGGAAAGCUACUCUGGCGAGCUCGGAUACUCCGAGAAGGUUGGUUGCUUUUGAUUUUUCACCAUGCCAUCAUUGAUGAAAAGAGUAUAUCGAUGCUGAUGAAGGAGCUUCUUUCAAUCCUGUCGGGUCGAGAGAGGACAUCUCCCAAGCCAUCCUUGGAUCCUAAGUUGACCCAGCUUCUGGACCAGCCUGACGUGGGUGGUCCCGGUACAUCGGGGAAGUUCACACGCUUGAUGGAACAGCGGAAGGGCGGCCGGUGGCCCGGCAAGGCAGUGGGGAGGUUGGCAGAUAUCGUGCCAUCCUCAAAGAGAAGUAAUGUCGUGGCCAGGGAAGGGAAGGAGUGGCCAAAGCCUGAUGGUUUGGCGCCAUGGCAGGAUCGAAAAACCAGAUCAUUGGUGACGUCAAUCCCGGUGGCUGAGAAGUUGAGGGCUGUGUGCCGUGAGCGGGGCCUUACUGUAAAUACGGCCUUGCUUGCCAGCCUUGCCCUGGCCUUGCGAGGACAAAUGUCGCGAGCGGGAACUGUAGGCAUGCGGCCCAUUCUUGCAACUGAUGCAAGAUCUCACAUUCCAGAUGGACAAGACUUGUUCGGAUCCUAUUCCUUGGGUGCUCGAUAUCGAGCUGGCUGGGGAACUCUCGACGUUGCCGAAGAUACAGACUUCUGGAAUUUGGCCACCUGUGCAAAAAAGGCUGUGGAAGAUGCGGGUAAGAAACUGGAAAUCCACAACAUUGCAUGGUACAUGCGGUUUCUGACUGCAGCAAUGGGAAAGAAAGACGUAGCGUGGUUGCAAGGAGCUAUGGAUUUGGAUGGGCCGGAUCAGGGCAGAACCAAUGCCAUCCUAGUGAGCAACGCGGGUGUGGUGAGCGGCAUGGAAAGUGGUCAUUUCAAAGUCACCCAGUCAUACUUCGCUUCCCAUCAAGCAGCCUGGGGUCCAUUCGUUUGGCUCAACGUGAUGACGAUCGGUGCCCGUAUGUGCCUGACUCUUUGCUAUGUUGAUCCGCUUUUGGCAGAUGAAAAGGCCAAGUUGCUUCUCAAUGACGUCGAGUCUCGCUUGACCAGAGCAUGUGAUAGCUUGGAACGAGCACUCCCACACUCUGAGAUGAACAAGGAAGAUUCCAAAACGAGCUUAAGCACAGAUAGGCGCCAGGUAGCGAGUGUAUAAUUCCAUAAACUUCCUGACUUCCAAAAGCUUUGAGCUUGCCGGCUGAAUGUUUGUUGAUUUGUUG
Molecule: messenger RNA, 1641 nt
Organism: Durusdinium trenchii
Lineage: Eukaryota; Dinophyceae; Suessiales; Symbiodiniaceae
Source: the annotation of a GenBank genome assembly